Messenger RNA from Cryptotermes secundus, 1275 nucleotides. It is a transcript of the gene Echs1, whose product is annotated as probable enoyl-CoA hydratase, mitochondrial. Gene Ontology annotation, biological process: fatty acid beta-oxidation. The record is from RefSeq and is a predicted model, not a curated record. Gene Ontology annotation, cellular component: mitochondrion. Lineage: Eukaryota; Metazoa; Arthropoda; Insecta; Blattodea; Kalotermitidae. Gene Ontology annotation, molecular function: enoyl-CoA hydratase activity. The transcript is spliced from 8 exons. Bases 174 to 1055 code for a protein of 293 amino acids.
CGGCAACGUUCCCAGUUGUGACCAAGGACGGUAAACAAAACGAUCUUUACAGACGUUUAGUUAGGCAUACUAGGACUGGUAAGCCAAAAGUACAAGGCCAGUAAAGGUUCUGAAGCUGUUAGUAGCGACUGUAAUAUUUGUCUGUUCAUAACCUCUACCCGCUCUACCCUAACAUGGCAGUCGUAUCUAGUGUAUCAAAAUUGUUUCUUGGACGAGUACAGGGAUUAUCUAGAUUGUCAGCCAGCCUGAAAUAUGCUAGCACCAGUACAGGAUCCAGUUAUGAGUUUAUCGUCACGGAGACAAAGGGAGACAAGAAGAAUGUUGGACUUAUUACACUAAACAGGCCCAAAGCUUUAAAUGCACUGUGUAAUGACUUGAUGAAGGAAGUCAGUGAUGCAGUGGAAAAGUUUGAAAAUGAUAGUAGUAUUGGUGUUCUUGUCAUCACUGGAAGUGAAAAAGCAUUUGCUGCAGGAGCCGACAUUAAGGAAAUGCAGCAUAAUACUUAUGCACAGAAUGUAAGAGGAAACUUUCUGAGCCACUGGAACCGAGUUGCUUCUUGCAGGAAACCUGUAAUAGCAGCAGUCAAUGGUUAUGCUCUGGGAGGUGGGUGUGAGUUGGCCAUGAUGUGUGACAUCAUUUAUGCGGGAGAUAAAGCUAAGUUUGGACAACCAGAGAUAGCAAUAGGGACGAUCCCAGGUGCAGGUGGCACCCAGCGGUUGCCAAGGUACGUUGGCAAGUCCAAAGCUAUGGAGAUAGCUCUCACAGGCGUUCCAAUAACAGCUCAGGAGGCAGAGAAAGCAGGGUUGGUGAGUAAAGUGUUUCCUGCUGAUCAGCUUGUGUCAGAAGCUGUGAAACUGGGUGAAAAAAUCUCAUCACAUUCCCAGCUGAUUGUUGCUCUUUGCAAGGAAUCAGUUAAUACAGCAUAUGAAACAUCAUUACAGGAAGGACUUCAUUUUGAAAAGAGGUUGUUCCAUGCCACAUUUGCCACUGAGGAUCGUAAGGAAGGCAUGACUGCAUUUGUCGAGAAGCGUUCGCCCAACUUUACCAACAACUGAAAUGUGGAGUUUGAAAAGAAUUGUUCUGAAUAUGAAAGUUGGUGGUUCACGCAGUGGGCAUCGUAUGCAGCUCGAAUGAAUACAAGUAUGAAAUAAUUUGAAUUAACAAAUAAUAAACAGCUUUAUUAUUGCUUUGUAUUGUUUUGAUAGACUUUUUGAAACUUACAUGUUUGUAUAACUUUUAAGUCUUAUAUAAAUGCAACAACUCAUACUAAUUUUA